Messenger RNA from Guyanagaster necrorhizus, 1233 nucleotides. Its product is annotated as kinase-like protein. Gene Ontology annotation, biological process: protein phosphorylation. The transcript is spliced from 5 exons. Gene Ontology annotation, molecular function: protein kinase activity; ATP binding. Lineage: Eukaryota; Fungi; Basidiomycota; Agaricomycetes; Agaricales; Physalacriaceae. The record is from RefSeq and is a predicted model, not a curated record. Bases 28 to 1131 code for a protein of 367 amino acids.
CCUGGUUCUUUCCGACGUCCACCUGGCAUGGAUUCUCCGGAGCAGCCUCGCGCCAAGAAACUCUACAUACCAGCUAACUGUGAUCGCAAAGAAAAUGAAAUGUUUUGGGUCAACCUGCAACCUUUUCUCGCUUCCCAAGGAUACAUGCUCCGGCCACGAUAUCACCCGGACUGGAUUCCUUCGUGGAAGUCCAAUCCUCAUCCGCAAGCGGACUUGAAGUCCUAUGAAGACGAGCAUACUAUACAUGGCGGACGCAGAUGGAGAAUUAUAGAUGCAACUCGUGUAUCUGAUGGCAGUAAAGUGGUCAUUAAAGUUGUAUCAUUGUUGUCGGACGAGUUUGAACUCGGAAUUUUGCAAUUUUUCUCGACGGAGGAAGUGCGGAAGGAUCCUCGUAAUAAUACCAUACCGCUUCUCGAUGCAUUCCCAAUUCCCGGUGUGGAGAAUUGGGCUCUAGCGGUCAUGCCCAUGUUUCGUUUCUUUGCAUAUUCGUAUUUUCAUUGUCGGUUGGAAUUUAUUGAGCUGUUCCGACAGCUACUUUCCGGCUUGGAGUUUAUGCAUAGCGAGAACAUCGCUCAUAGAGAUAUCAGUGUCAAUAAUAUCCUCAUGGACCAUCGACGGGUCAUGCCCAAGGGCUAUCACUUCGGCCUCAAACGUAGCCAUGAUGGUGUCGAGUGGAGUUUGCCAACUGAACUCCGUUGCCGCGUCGGACCAGUAGACUACUACUAUAUCGAUUUCGAAUUCUCGGAAUGCUUCCCCGAGGGAAGGGAGAAAGCCCUUGUUUCGGGAAUCGUUGGCCAGCGUGUUCCAGAGAUGAAGAAUUCGCAGGACGUUCUCUACAAUCCGUUCAAGGCAGAUGUCUACCAGCUUGGUAUUGCCAUGAUGAACAUCUUUGAGGGUUAUACUGGCCUUAAUGAUUUCAAGCCUUUGCUGCGGAAGAUGGUCUCGAUUGAUCCCGAUGAGAGACCAACGGCAUCGGAAGCGCUAGUCCAGUUCGAGGCUAUCGUUUCUCGGUCAAGAAAAUCGUCCUUGUACUGGAGGAUAUGGUCAGAUGACUUGUAUGAUCCAUUAGUACCGUGGUUUUGGGUUCGAUUCUUCUAUCAUAUCUUUCCUCCUUGCCGUUCACAUGUUUAGACGCGAUUCAAUUUAUUCUAUGUAGUUAUUAUUUUUAUUCAGCUACUCUGUAAUUCAGCUCCGCAACAUGCGUUCGUAGAGGGUUCUUCUUUUGGAUCGUAA